GCCCAGUUUAUUUUUUUUUCUAAAACAGAAAAAAGAAAUAGAUCUACUUUGAUUCUCAAUCGAUCUCAACAUGGUAGAAGAAAAAAAGAAAUUAACAAAGCGUGAAAAAAAGGCAGAAGCUUUCAAAAAAAGAGCUAAAAAGGCUCAGUUCACUGAGGACAUGGCUGUUCCUGCCUCUGACGACCCACCUGCAGUUGAAGAAGAACAACCACAACAACAACAACAACAACAAGAAAAGGCAACAACGGAACAAGCAACUACCAUCACCGCUUCUCAGCAGAACACGACGACUACGAAACGGAAAGCAGAAGGCCAACCUAUUGAUACACCCAAAGAUGAAUCCGCUGAAGAACCUUCAAGAAAGAAAAAUAAAAAGAAUACCCAAUCCAAAGAAGGAGGAAAUCAGCACCGAUUUAUUGUUUUUGUUGGUAAUUUACCCUAUACAACAACGAAAGAAGAGCUCGCUGCUCACUUUGAGUCCGCUGGAAAUGUCAAAUCAGUGCGACUCUUAACCGAUAAAAAGACAGGAAAACCUAAAGGCUUUGCUUUCAUGGAAUUUGAGAGUGCUAAAGACCUCAAAAAAGCUUUAGGUUUCCAUCAUACAUUCUUCAAAAAAAGACAAAUCAACGUUGAAUUAACAGCUGGCGGCGGUGGAAAUAAGAGUGAUGCACGUAAAGAGAAACUUAAAGUGAAGAAUGAACGCUUAAGAGAAGAACGACAAAAGAAGUUCACUGAAGCCAAAGGAAAGAACGAACAACAAUCAUCGUACCAAUCUUCUAAUCAAGAAGAAAGUUAAAAAACUUGAAAUCAUUUUCACAUAGUCACGUAGUCAUCCAUAUCAUUUAGCCGGAUCAUUUCAAUUUUCGUAAAUUACCGUACAAAUUAAACUUUUUUUUUUUUGGGUUCUAUUUUUUUCAG
Mycotypha africana is the source of this 918-nucleotide messenger RNA. RefSeq lists its product as uncharacterized. The coding region runs from base 71 to 796 and encodes 241 amino acids. Gene Ontology annotation, molecular function: RNA binding. The transcript is spliced from 4 exons. The record is from RefSeq and is a predicted model, not a curated record. Lineage: Eukaryota; Fungi; Mucoromycota; Mucoromycetes; Mucorales; Mycotyphaceae.